CGCGCUCUUCGUGCUCGGGGCGAGUCGGUUUUGGUUUUGGUUCAGUCUGAGCGUUUGCUCGGAGAAGAGCGAGCGCAGCGCGAGACAGAGAGCAGAGCAGCGGAGAUGGUGCACGAGUGCGCGAGAGACGGGGGGAGAGGUGACAGAACGCGAUGACUCACUGAGUGCCUCAGCGAGCGAGCGAGCGAGCGCCCGCGCGAGCGUGCGUGGUGUUGUUGUUUUGGGAGGCGCGACGAGACGAGCCGAGCCGAGACGCCAAGGCUGAUGCGCAAGUGGAGUAAUGACGUACGUCUUUUGAAUGUCCCCGGUUUCUUUCGUUGCCUUUCCGGCUGAUGGUGGGCGUGAGGGUGCGAGAGAGCUUGAGCUUGGGCACUUUUCGUCAGCAUCACCAGCAUUGGUUUAGGGUGGGAGUGCGUCCCAGGCCGUUGAUGGCUGGGUUGGAAUCACCAAACACCAUUCUGAGAAGGAUGCUCCGUUCGGAUCGAUUUUAUGUUCUCAUUCUCCUUAAUUUGGCCCUUUAGUGUUCUCCCCUCGUCUCUGCAAGCGAUUAAUUGUUGGAGUUUUGCCUCAUUUCCUUCUCUGCCUCCUUGGCUCCCAGAAGUUUAAAACCCAGACCCACGGUGUGUUGCUUAUUCCCCCAGUUGUCCAUACUUUCAGAAAUGUCUCCACCUCUUUCUCGCACCUAAUUCUGGUAGGGAGCAGUGCUCACUUCAUUUCGGUGGUUUGUCACCGAGGAAGCUAGUAAAUUAAGACGAGGACUCUGCAAACGAAAAUUUCGUCUACAACACCUUCGGAUGCAAUGUCGUAGAUGCGGGAAGGCCUGGAGCUGUUCCGCCUUCCUUGCAGGACACGCCCUUUAUUUCAGUCUUGGAAACUUGAUGUGACGAGUCGUCUUGCACCGUCUGGCACUGUCUUUGGACUCCGGCCUUACAAUUGUAGGUGUAAGCGUCGCGGAACCAUGCGUUUUAUUGGUCUCGGCCAUUGAGACGAAUCCAGGCUGGAGCUACUCAAGUUCAAAUGGGAAAUUGGCUCAUGAGUUUCUUAUGACUUUUGUUGUUUCUCCAGAAGUCAUGGUCCUUCUGUUAGUUUUCAACUCCGAAUAAGCUGGAGCAAGGCCUUCCUCUAUUUUUAUCCUCGUGUGUGCAUCUGUCUGAAGUCCAGAACGAGUUUCUACCUGCGGCAGAACCAAGGCAGCCAGAGGAUUGAAUUGUGGAGGUGUAGGUAAUCACAAACAAGCCAGUCUGGAAAGGAAGGGAGGAGAUAUUGGUCAUUUUUCAGGAAAUUAGGGUUGAAUUAUCAAAUUGUCCGAGGAUAGCUGCAGCGAGUAGCAGUUUAUUACAAUUUACGCUUACAGAGUCAGACCUCAAAACUCUGAGAAUUAGACGCCCUAGAUGUGUUCUGCCUGCGAUUUUCACGCUGCGAAGGUGCUGGCUGAGAGGAAGUGAAGCGUUGAUAGUAACGGGGAGCGAUGAUAGUCAGAACUUACCAACGGCGGAACAGGCCCAGUCGUAGCCUGUCAGAGGGUGGAAAUGCGUUUGGCGAUGGCGUGGGAAGCUCUGGCUCCCAAGAAUCUAUUUGGGGUGGGGCUCAAGAACCCCAACCUUUCUCCUUCCCUUCUUCGCAGGAGUCGUGUUGGUCUCAGUCGGACCAUAGAAGUACUAGCCGUUUACCUCUGAACUCAAGAAGGUUUUCUCAAGAUGAUGAUCUCAGCGCAGAUGCGCUCUCAAGUCUUGGUUCUAGACCACCUCUUUCUCGGUCAUACAGUGAAAGGCCAAAGAAGGGUGAUGAAGGAAAGCCCAGUAGAAGCAAACUGAAGAAAUCACAGAGUGAUCUUCCAGGAUCGCUUAUUAGUGAAACGAGGAAUGGCUUCAGUCGAGGUGCUGAACGGAGACGUUCUUCGGACCUCCAUGGGAAGGAUAGUCAGGAAAAUGGAGGAGGAAGUUCGAGUGGAAAGAGAGAGUCAGUUUGGGUCGAUGCUUUGAACAACACAAGUGCUUGGGGGCUUAGUGCCCCACCUACAUCGACAUUAAUGGAGGCACAGGAGUCUGGUGAGAUGAUGGAGCACGUCGACGAAGCAAACUUUGCUUUGGAUGGACUUAAACCUGAGCAGCCGUUGCGCGUUCAGCGAGCUAGCCUCACAUCUCUUCUCACGCUGUGCGGUUCAAUGCAUCAGCGGAGAUUGCUGCGAACUCAAGGGAUGGCUAAGCCUCUUGUCGAUGCAAUUGUUGCACUACCCACUGACGAUGCAGCUCUGUCUCUCGCUGCCGCAGCCGUGUUAUAUUUCCUAGCAAGUGAUAGUCAGGAUGAAGAUCUCCUGGAUUCUCCUUCCUGUGUCCGUUUUCUUAUGAAAUUGUUGGGCACACGCCCUUCUGAGCCAGUCGUGAAGAAGGGCUUGACUGCGAUAGGCAGCAGAUUGGCUGCACUGUCAAAGUCCAGUCUUCUAAAAAGUAACACAACUUUUAGCGCUGAUCGUGGAGGGGGAGCAGUUGUGACCAAAAUUCGUGCUCUGUUCAAGAGCCUCCCAGAGCAUGGUGCUGGAUUAGGCAACACGAGUGAAGAAAAUGGAAUGCUUCCAGGUGAAGAGAUUAAUUCCAAAUGGUUGGCUUUAUUGACACUCGAGAAGGCGUGCCUUUCAACUGUGGUCCUUGAAGAUAGCACAGCCGAAACUGUCAGAAAAGUUGGGGGCCAAUUCAAGGAACGGUUAAGAGAACUUGGAGGCCUGGAUGCUGUAUGUGAGCUUGCGGCCGGUUGCCUGGUGAAUGUCACGGAGGCCUUGAAAUUGAAAGAUGCGGAGACCUUGAAACAUGUUGACCUCGUCGCUUUGGAGAGGAGUGAGAAAUCGGGUGGUGUUGGUGUGCUUCUGAGGUGCUUGCGAGUGAUGGAGAACGUGACUUUUCUUAGUGAGCAAAAUCAGAAGCAUUUGUUGGAGCUGAAGCUGCCUAAAGGGAAAGCUAAUGAGGGAGAAUCAUUCAUUGGGCUAACAAUGAAUGUCAUCAACACUCUUUCAGAACUAUCUCAAAGGCAGAAACAAACUCAGAACGUGGAUCCUUCCUCAUAUCCACACUGCGAUGGCAGUGGAAUAGGAAAAGAGAUUUCUCAUUUAUCUCAAAAGUCUGAAGGCAUAGAGUCUUCUACUGUUUGCAAAGGAAGCAUGCAAACCCUUGAUGCUGACCUCUGUGAAACUAAAGACACGCCUCCAUGGCAGGAACAUAAAGAAGACACACAACGAUCUGAACCAUCUGCUUUAGGCAAAAGUACCUCAUCUGUGAUUACCUUUCAGAGGCGCAAGUCGUUGAAGGCCCAUUCGUCACUGCAGGUUUUGGAUGAUUCUGAAAAAAGUCAAGAAACGUCACUGUUAUCAGUGGACUCUCUACUAGGAGAGCAGUCCCGAGAACCUCCAACUGUGGGGAGUGUUGACCGCAGCAGUGAGAAGGUAUCAAAAAUUUUUUACAAGCGGAAAGCAUCACAUGUGAAAUCUGAACUUCAUCAUAAAUCAACAAGCGGGACGGAAGAGGUUGAAAUUUCAGUACAGUCUGACGUUGGCGUAGAGUCGAAAGCCUGCAAAAUCAGGCAUGGUGGAAACUCCUUACACGAGGAUUCUCAAGAUCCAUUUUCUUUUGAUGAUAUUGAAAGUAAAAUGAAGGGAGACCUAAAGAAGAAGACGUUUGAAGACUCACAGGAUCCGUUUACCCUGGAUGAUAUCGAUCUUGACCUGAAAGACACCAAGAAGAAGCCAAAGAGAGCUCAACCAGCGAAGUCUGUAGCCCAGUCUAAGAAACGAGGACCUUUGAUUAGUGCUACAAUUGAAAACAAAGGAGCAGUGAAGGCAACGGUUGUGGCAGAGGUACUGGACGAGAAAAAUACAACAUUGAAGUCACCCGUUGAGGAGGAAAAUUCCAAACAAGAAGCUGUUAUCGGUGACUGCCUUUUAUCUGGAGUGAAGGUCCUGAUGAAUCUUACCAACAACAAUCCUGUCGGUUGCCGCCAAGUAGCAGCUUUUGGCGGCUUGAAGACAUUGUCGUCUCUUCUGAUCGCCCACUAUCCAUGGCCUAAGGCACCUGUUUUGUUACCUGAUUGCAAAGACGUUCCCACAGGGGAUGAAGCCCAAGGUGUUAUCACGAAGGAAUCAGACCAUGAUCUCGAUAUUGUGGUCACUGUUUUAGGAGUUCUCUGUAAUCUUGUUGAGAAAGAUACCUGUAACAGGACUCGACUGGCCAGUCUAAUGCUGCAAGUACCUCCUAGUAUUGCAAGAACCAAAGAAGGUGAACUUUGGCAAGAGGAGGGGAUGGUUGCUUUGCUUUGUUCCCUCUUUCUCACCAAACAGGGUGCCGGUGAAGCUGCCGAAGCUGAAAACAAAAGAGUCAUGGAGAUAGAUGAAGAGGCAAGCUUUAAGCAAGGGCAAGCGGAAGCUGAGGAUAUGAUCGUAGAAGCAUAUACAGCUCUACUUCUUGGUUUCCUAUCAAAAGAAAGUGAAAGAUCACGCACUGCAAUUGCCCAGCUUUUACCUGAGGAUGGCCUCAAAGUUCUAGUGCCCGUCCUGGAGCGGUUUGUGGCUUUCCAUCUUUCCCUGAAUAUGCUAGCACCGGAGACGCAUGCAGUGGUUAGAGAUGUGAUUGAUUCUUGCAAGCAACCCUUAGCAAAUCAUCCUGCAGUCUAAAUACCACUUUGGAGAAAGAUAACAAGUGUUCUUGCAUCUGAAGUCUACCCCAAAGUCUACCUGGGGUUUUUACUGGCCCAGGACAGCCCUUGUACAUUUAAUUUGUCACUUAUCACCAAUACCUUUGGGUAGUACAGUAGCUCAAAUCUUUCUCCGUUCUAAUAUUCUUUGACUAGGCAACAGUAUCUUCAGCAAUACACGAUGCCUAGUUUGUAACAGUAAGUGCUGAACUUGUUCAUCCUUUCACCUGGAUACUGCCUUGCCUGCCAUGAGAACUCAGUUAACCAUGGCGAACCCCCUGAGUAGAGGUUCUAUGGGGUGCUUGUUCGUCAUGGGAACAUGCCCUCCUGGUGAGUGAUUUAAAAUUAGUGGGUAGAUGUUAAAGACAACUGACCAGUGACCAAACCUACGAGAAAGAGAGGAAGUGGUGCUGGUAGACUAGCACAGAUCUGGAGGCCCUAAUGGUUGCAGCCAACUGGCUCCCGCAAUAGGAGUCCACCUAGUGUAGAAAUGAGUAUUUAUCUGAGGAAAUUAUCAAAGGAAUUCACAAAGGAAAUCAUCAGAUGCGUGUACUCCUUUUU
Messenger RNA from Marchantia polymorpha subsp. ruderalis, 5238 nucleotides. NCBI's taxonomy places the organism in Eukaryota, Viridiplantae, Streptophyta, Marchantiopsida, Marchantiales, Marchantiaceae. The record is from the annotation of a GenBank genome assembly.